Messenger RNA from Oppiella nova, 497 nucleotides. The record is from the annotation of a GenBank genome assembly. NCBI's taxonomy places the organism in Eukaryota, Metazoa, Arthropoda, Arachnida, Sarcoptiformes, Oppiidae.
CACGAAUGCCUCCCCCGCCCCACUAUUGGGGUCCAAUGCCUAUGAGGGGUCACAUGCCUGGUGGCCCACCACUACCGCCGCCUCAGUUCAUGCCUCCACCGGGAAGACCGCGUGAGUUGAUAGGCGUGCCCACCAUCGACAACAACAACGUCCGUCACAAUCAACCCCUUUCUAAUCGCACUGUUAUUGAGCCCAACAUUCAGAUGGGAAUGAGAGGCGGUAUGCGAGGAGGCAGAGGGCAUAUGGGCAGAGGAGGCUAUAGGGGGCAUAUGAGGCGAGUGGUCAACGAUAACUCCGAUAAGACAUGUCUCGAAGUGCGAAAGAUUCCCUCAAAUCUGAACUCCAUUUUACACCUAAACCAACACUUUUCCAAAUUUGGAUCAAUUGUUAAUUUGCAGGUAUGCCAUGAGGGCGAUCCCGAAGCGGCAUUAGUACAGUACGCGAGCCAUGGCGAGGCGUUGGCUGCCAUUAGGAGUACAGAAGCCGUGCUAAACAAU